Molecule: messenger RNA, 1388 nt
Organism: Spizellomyces punctatus DAOM BR117
Lineage: Eukaryota; Fungi; Chytridiomycota; Chytridiomycetes; Spizellomycetales; Spizellomycetaceae
Exons: 8
Coding region: 39-1031 (330 amino acids)
Cellular component (GO): Set1C/COMPASS complex
Molecular function (GO): chromatin binding; protein binding
Source: RefSeq, a predicted model, not a curated record
ACCAACGUCCAGCAGUCUCGUCGAUCUCAAUCCGCAAGAUGGUUACGACAACGCUUGGUGACAAACCCGAAGGAGAACGGCUAACAAGAGACUUGAUAACACAAUUCGAGAUCGGCAAGGUAUUCAAUGACAACAGAUCUCAGAUCAAUUCGGUCGAUUUUGAUGACACUGGAGAGUUUUGUGUCACUGCAUCGGACGAUGACUCCUUGAGAGUGUAUGACGCAGUAAAGGGAAGCUCGAAACAGUUUGUGUACAGCAAAAAGUACGGUUGCGCACACGCCCGUUUUACCCACCACGCCUCGUCUAUCAUAUAUGCAUCAACAAAAGAAGAUGACACGAUCCGAUACCUCUCUGUUCAUGAUAACCGAUAUCUCCGAUAUUUUAAGGGACAUACUCGCCGAGUCGUUGGACUUGAGCUCUCACCGCAGGAUGAUCACUUUCUGUCAGCAUCCUUGGAUGGGACUGUUCGGCUAUGGGACUUGAGAGUUCAGCAUGCCCAGGGACUGAUGAAUGUACCCGGUCAAGGGCGUCCUUGCGUGAAUUUUGACCAGACCGGGAAAGUAUUCAUUGUGGCAUUUCAAGAGUCCAUCAAACUCUACGAUCUUAGGAACUUUGAUAAGGGAUCUUUUGCCACUUUUCCUGUCCAUGACCCAAAUAUGAUGACUGGCCCACCUGAAUUUGUGGGCAUCGAAUUCAGUAACGAUGGCAGGAAUAUAUUAGUUUCUACACGGGGAGAGACCUCGUACAUUCUGGACGGAUUCAACGGCCCCAUGAAGCAAUACUUGCGAGGUCACAUCAAUACACGCGGAAUCGAGUUGCAGGCUAGCUACAGUCCAGACGGACAGUUUGUUGCAUGUGGCUCUGAGGACGGAUCUAUUCAUUUCUGGGAGGCUGAGAAUGGAUCCCGGGUAUGCACACUAACAGGACAUACCGAUCCGCCUGCGAUUGUAAAAUGGAAUCCAAAGUACAUGAUGUUUGCGAGUGCAGACUCCAGUUUGACCUUCUGGACACCUACGACAACCGCCCCAUAGCAACUGCAGGGUGACCGUUUGAGCGUAGAUUCUCUUGUGUCUUUUCAUAGCUACAUAGUACAGAGAGCUUGAAAUGGAGACUCGCAAGUUUAAAUGGAUUCAAUGUCAACCACAGCUUAAGCUUGCUGCGGCUGCCCGAGUACGAGCAUGCACAGUAAAGUAUCUUGCUUGCAACAAUCUGAAGGGGUCAGCGUUCAAUGUUCAGCAUUGAAUACCAGUAACAUGGAGGGAAUGGAACUUGCAUGGAACAAAAACGGGACGUUCAACUAUAGUUAGAAAACAUUAAGCAAAAAAUAGAAUAUUUGGCUUAAAUGUGACCGCAAUAUCGUAUGCAGGGUACUGCUUUCAGCUCAGAUA